This is a messenger RNA of Rotaria sordida, 219 nucleotides long. NCBI's taxonomy places the organism in Eukaryota, Metazoa, Rotifera, Eurotatoria, Philodinida, Philodinidae. The record is from the annotation of a GenBank genome assembly.
AUGUUACCAUUUAUUUAUAUUGUUUCUCUAUGCACAUUAAUUGUAUUUCGACGUGAUAUACAAACGAUUAUGUAUUUCGGUGGUUUUUGUGUAUCGGAAGUGUGUAAUUAUUCUCUUAAAAGAUUUUUUAAACAAGUACGACCUGAAAGAAUAGCAAGAUUGGAUCAUUUUCAGAACAUAUUCAAAACAUUUAGCUUAAGAUCGGAUAGGCUUAUAUGA